AUUAAAGUCAACUAUUUUUGUUCCACUUCUCUGAUUUUACUUCAAUCAGCAGUAGAGGCGAGAUAUUUGUUUAAUUGGAACUGUUCAAAAGUUAUCUUCAUUACGAGACGAAUGUUACGUGUAUGCGGUAAAUUCCGCUAAAAAUUUUCCUUGUAGAAAUGAAGAAUGAGAAAGCAGUAGAAGAAAAGAGUAAAAAGGAGAUGGCCGCGCUUUCUAAAGCAUACUUAUUUUUGUAUAAUGGUAUUCAAAGUGUGGGGUGGAGCUGUAUAUUAUUUCAAACUGUGAAACUACUAUUAGAAAAUAAAGCUGUAGAUGACUGUUGGGCUUUGUGUGGGAGAAAUCUUCAAAUAUUCCAAACUUUAGCACUUCUAGAAGUUUUUCAUUGUAUGUUUGGUCUUGUCCCAUCUAGUGCCGCUACUACUUUUAUACAAGUGUUCUCCCGUGUCUUUCAAGUUUGGGGAAUUUUAAGUCCGGUUAAAGAGGCACAAGCUUCUCCAGCUUUAGUUCUUACUUUGAUUGCCUGGGGAGUUACUGAAUCAAUAAGAUAUUCUUAUUACUGUUUGAAUUUAAUAGGAUCAGCACCUAAAUUUAUGACUUGGUGCAGGUACACAUUUUUCAUUGGAUUAUAUCCAGCUGGAGUUCUUGGAGAAUCUGGAAAUGUAUAUUAUGCUCUCAAUACCCUCAGAAAUAAGAAGCUAUUUUCUCUUGCUCUUCCAAAUCGCUUGAAUUUUUCAUUCAACUUCUAUUAUGCCACUAUUGCUCUUAUGCUGACUUAUUUUCCUGUGUUUCCCAAACUCUACAUGCACAUGUUUCGCCAAAGAAAGAAGAUAUUAGGUGGACCAGCUCAAACCAUUGCUAAAAAAGUUAAUUAACUCAUACCUUAUACAUCAGUUGCCACUAUGUAUAAGACACACACACACGUUGCCACAUAUCUUAUACAUUAGUGCACAAUUUCAACACUUCUUCCUAUAUUUCCAGCCACGUGCAAUAAAGAAUGUAUAUAUUGUGAGUGUAUUCACACUUAAGAAAUUCAUGUUAUAUUUAAUAUAUAUUUUCAUUUUGUUGACUAAUAAAAUUGAUUUUCUAAAA
This is a messenger RNA of Parasteatoda tepidariorum (common house spider), 1089 nucleotides long. RefSeq names its product 3-hydroxyacyl-CoA dehydratase 1 (gene Hacd1). Lineage: Eukaryota; Metazoa; Arthropoda; Arachnida; Araneae; Theridiidae. Gene Ontology annotation, biological process: fatty acid elongation; sphingolipid biosynthetic process; very long-chain fatty acid biosynthetic process. Gene Ontology annotation, cellular component: endoplasmic reticulum membrane. The record is from RefSeq and is a predicted model, not a curated record. Gene Ontology annotation, molecular function: 3-hydroxyacyl-CoA dehydratase activity.